This is a messenger RNA of Trichechus manatus latirostris (Florida manatee), 5051 nucleotides long. RefSeq names its product protein arginine methyltransferase 9 (gene PRMT9). The record is from RefSeq and is a predicted model, not a curated record. Lineage: Eukaryota; Metazoa; Chordata; Mammalia; Sirenia; Trichechidae. Gene Ontology annotation, cellular component: nucleus. Gene Ontology annotation, molecular function: protein-arginine N-methyltransferase activity; protein binding. Bases 2136 to 3770 code for a protein of 544 amino acids. The transcript is spliced from 9 exons. Gene Ontology annotation, biological process: peptidyl-arginine methylation.
GGGAGUUAGCUUGCGUGGCUGGUGGUUACUAUUUUUGCCGUUCUCCCUUGACUUCUUUUAUUCAUUCCCACAACCAGUCCAUCAGGAAAUCCUGUCGUCUCCACCUUCGAAAUAGAUCCAGAGUCUUACGACUUCUCACCACCUCCUCCUUUACUACCCCAGUUUCAAGCCUCAGUCAUCUCUUGUCCGGCUAUUGGAAUAGGCUCCCGCCUCGGCUUUCCUGCAGUCUGUCUCAGUGCAGCCAGCCUGAGCUUUUUAUAACAAAAGUCAAAUGAUGUCACUUCAUUUCAAAGCGUCCAUCUCACUGAAAAAUCCAAAGUCGAUUGUAUGGCAAAGUAGACCUCAGGUGAUCCUCUCCCUCCCCCUGUAUUCAGUCCAAACAUGAUCCUGGCCCAGGGCCUUUGCUACUGUGUGGAAGAAAGGUGGAUUUCUUAAUUGAAUACGUUUGUAGUUUAGUCUGAAGUAAGUAUCAUGCUAUGAUGCAUUCUUUAAGCUUCAGCUAUUGAGUUAUUUGUGACUGUUACUCUCUUGAAAUCCUAUACAUUUGUUUUCAAAUAAUGUUAGAAUCUAAAUUUCAAAAAAUGAUUUAGCUUAAUUUUGUAUUCAUUUUUUGGCCUCAGGUUGCUUUGCUUUAAUACAGUGUCUCUCAACCAGCAGUCAGUCAGACUUUAGUUUACUUUAAGGUUAGACUUUUAAAGUUGAGUCCAAUGGCACAGUUGCUUCAGAUGGUUCUAUGUUCGUCGGACCUGGUUCAAAUUCAGUGUGAGUUUCAGGACCAGCUUGCCCACUCAAGGAAGAGAAAGUAAUAUAUUAGGAUGCAGCUUGCUCUUGUGGGUGGGCAGCGGUAGAAUAAUGGAUCAAUCCAAGUGCCAUUUCCUCAAUUAUUUGUUCCUUAGUUUCUUUUGUAAAACAGGGCUAAUAAUUCUCAUAGAUUUUUAGUGUGGAUUAGAAGUAUAUCUGAAAUUCCUAUUGUAAUGCCUGGCAUUUAGUAAGCUUCAGUAACUAGUUCUGUUUCCUGUAGAAAAAAGUCCAUAUUCGUUUGUGUGGGCUCUUUGCAAAAGAUCUCUCUCUUUAGUCUCAUUUUCUGCUACUCUCUCAGACCCCUUAUAGCCAAACUGCAGGCACACCAAGCUUCUUAUCUGUAAAUCCCCUGAUCCAUUUCAUGCAAUCUGUAUUUUUUGUCCUCAUACCCUAGAAUCUCCUUAUUCUUGUCUCUCUGGUGAACUCCUUUAAGAUUCAGUUUAAGGUAUCAUUUCUUCUGUAAAAAAUAUGUAAAGGUAAUUUAAAAUGUGUUUAUGAUAAAGCUGGGAUGACUAAAGUCUGCCCUCUUCGCAGUGUGUUGUAAUGUGGAGAAUGGUUGGAGGGAGGUGAGAUUGGAGCUCCGCUGUCAGUGAGAAUGCUAUUGUUACAGCCCAGCAAGAGGUUAUGAGGUCCAGAUUACACUGUAACAGUGGGCAUGGAGAGGAGGUGAAAGAUUUAAAGAGUUGUUUAUCCCUGUGUUUUAGCCCCAGGAAAUACUUGAAUUUUGAGAUGGCUUGGGGCACAGUCCCUGGUUGCGAUGACUAAUAGGAAGUUGGAUCUAUGAGUCUGGGAUUCAGAAGAGAGAGUCUUGAUUGGAGAUAUAGACGUAACACCAUCAACACAUAGGUGAUAGUUGAUGCCUCGGGUGUGGAUAAGAAAAGAGAAAGGGACUGAGGACAAACUUAAAAAAUAGAAGCCUACAAAAAAGAGGUAGGUGGAGAACCAGGAGGGUGUGAUAUGGCAGCUAAGACUGGAGAGUUUAGAGAGUGGUCAGACUGUCUAAUUCUGCAUAUUAUUGCCAAAUAGGUGGUAAAAUUCAUUCAUUUACUCAUUUGUUUAUUCUGCAAACAGUGCCUACUAAAGCCACAUAAAAUUUAAGGUGAUCAGCGAUAAUAGGAAACUUUUCAGUAUACCCUCUUCAGAUGGGCUGAAGAGCUUGAUGCUCUCAGUCGAAUCCAGGACUUGCUUGGUUGCUAUGAACAGGCCUUGGAACUAUUUCCUGAUGAUGAAGUGAUUUGCAAUAGCAUGGGAGAACAUCUUUUCAGACGAAAGGUGAAGAUGGAAGUUGUGAAAAGUGUGGGAAAGUUAUACCAGCAAGUGCUGUUAUAUUUGGGAUGGCAGUAGAAUGUGCAGAGAUAAGAAGACAUCAUAGGGUUGGUAUUAAGGACAUUGCUGGUAUCCAUUUGCCAGCAAAUGUGAACUUUCAGAGUCCAGCUUAUUCUUCUUUAGAUUCUGAGGAAGCUGUUGAACCUUAUACAACUGAAAAGAUGAGUCGAGUUCCUGGGGGAUAUUUGGCUCUGACAGAGUGCUUUGAAAUUAUGACAGUAGAUUUCAACAAUCUUCAGGAAUUAAAAAGUCUUGCAACUAAAAAACCUGAUAAGAUUGAUAUUCCUGUUACUAAAGAAGGCAUACUAGAUGCUAUUGUGGUUUGGUUUGUACUCCAGCUUGAUGAUGAACACAGUUUAUCUACAAGUCCUGGGGAGGAAACAUGUUGGGAACAGGCCGUCUACGCUGUACAGGACCUUGCAGACUACAGGAUAAAGCCUGGGGACCAUGUGAUGAUGGAAGUGUCUUGUCAAGAUUGUUACUUAAGAAUCCAAGGUAUCCAUGUCUUGGGUUCAGAACAUGAAAUGGAUGUUGUGAAAAGUUUUACCAAGAAUAAAGAUUCACUGUCUUUAGGAAAUGAGGCUGAACUCUGUAGUGCCCUGGCUAACCUUCAGACCAGCAAACCAGAUUCUGUAGAGCAGAUGUGUGUAUUGGAGUCCACGGAAAUUGCUUUGCUUAAUAAUAUCCCAUAUCAUGAAGGCUUUAAAAUGGCAAUGAGGAAAGUGUUGUCUUCACUGACUCCAGAGAAACUGUUGCAGGCCAUGGAUAUGGAUACUCAGUGUCAGAGUGAUGAGAUAAACUCUGGAAGCGGACAGAAGGAGAAUUCUGUACUGAGUGCCCCUGACCCUUACUAUGUGUUAGAUGUGUCUGAAGGCUUUUCUAUUCUGCCUAUAAUUGCUGGCACACUGGGGCAAGUUAAACCUUACAGUUCUGUGGAGAAAGACCAGCAUCGCAUCACUCUAGGCCUCAUUUCCGAGGCCAAUCACUUUCCUAAAGAAAUGCUUCAGUUUUGGCUGAGACACGUGGAGGAUGAAUCUGCUAUGUUGCAGAGGCCAAAAUCAGACAAGUUGUGGAGCAUAAUCAUAUUGGAUGUCAUUGAACCAUCUGGGCUCAUUCAGCAGGAAAUAAUGGAAAAAGCGGCAAUAUCCAGGUGUUUACUGCAAUCUGGAGGCAAGAUCUUUCCUCAGUAUGUGGUGAUGUUGGGGUUACUUGUGGAAUCACAGAUACUGGUAGAAGAGAGUGCUGUUCAAGGAACAGAACGUACUCUUGGAGUAAAUAUAGCACCUUUCAUUAACCAGUUUCAGGUACCUAUACGUGUAUUUUUGGACCUGUCCUCACUGCCCUGUAUUCCUUUAAGCAAGCCUGUGGAACUGUUAAGACUAGAUUUAAUGACUCCGUAUUUGAACACCUCCAGCAGAGAAGUAAAGGUACACAUUUGUAAGUCUGGACAAGUGACUGCCAUUCCAUUUUGGUAUCAUGUGUAUCUUGACGAAGAGAUUAGGUUGGAUACGUCAAGUGAAGCCUCUCACUGGAAACAAGCUGCAGUUGUUUUAGAUAAUCCAAUCCAGGUUGAAAUGGGAGAAGAACUUGUACUCAGCGUCCAGCACCACAAAAGUAAUGUCAGCAUCACAGUAAAGCAAUGAAUGAAAACUCUUUAGGUAGAGCAGCAAAUAAAAAUUUUCAUGGCCUGAAUUAAUGGAGUUGUAAUCAUAAAAUGAGGUAUAAAAAUUUAAUGCCUUGUAACAGUCAUGUACUUUUUAAAAUUGACAUUAGUAAAACUUACUUAAAAGAUCCUAGAUUAAAGAACAGCAUUAUUAUAAAGAUAUUGCUACAGACAUACUUUUUGGAAAAGGAUUUGUCAUUAUUUGUUCUUCAAAUUAAGAAACUUCUUUUUUUCAUUUUUAUUACUUGAUUUUUACUGUAGAUUAAAUUCUGCUAAACACUUGUCUUUACACUCUGAAGCCAUAAAGAUAAGGGAUUUUUAUAGUCUUACCCUCAUUGUCAUGUAUCAGUAAGUAAAGCAAAACUUUCAUUUUUUUUAGGCAUCUUGGCUUUUUUUUCUGAAAUCCAAAUUUAUAAUUGGGAAACAUCAAAAAGUAGGCUUCCACUGAAGACAAGGCUUACUUGUAAAUUGUAAGCUUGCUUCCUUUUAAUACACAGUAUACUUCUGAGAUACCUCCUCAGGUUUUGUGUUUGGGGAAUGCAAACCUGAAUAAGAAUUUAAGCUAUAAGCUAAAUGUAACUGAGAGAGUUCAAGGAGUUAGUGAAGAAAUAAAUCUUCCAGGAAGCAGCAUUUACCUGGUCUCCUUUGAAGAAGCUGAUGACAAAACAAAAUUAAAUUAAAAAAUGAGUUAAUCCUUUUUAUUUAUUUGCUAUAAUUGGUCCAGUUUUUAUAGACUUUCAAAAUAAGGUGAUUAAUAAGGAAGAUGCCUUGUAUAAUACGCUGUGUGCUCUUAAGUAAGCCACAAAGAAAAUGAAGACGUACCUUCUCUCCAGACUGUCUAGUCUUCAUGACCUCCAAUAUUAUAUUACGCAGCUUUACUUUUAAUAGAAAUGUUUAGUUUAUAAUGAGUAGACAGAAUAAAGAUUUUGUACCUUAAUUAUUGUGAACCAAGUGUGUGUGUGUGUGUGUAAACAUAUAAAGGAAAAGCUUUGAGAAGCAAUACUUAUCCUUGAUAUUGGUGACAUAACUUCUCUGGUACUUUCUAUAGUUUCAUUAUGUUAAGCAUGAUCCAAUGAUCAGUAAAUUAAAGAAACACCAUCUUGAGUAAUAAUUUUCUUCCAGAUAGCAACUAUGUCUUCUGGCUGUGGUUUAAUAAUUACAAAGAAUUAAGAACAAGAACACUCAGCCAAGAUUUAUGUUUGUUGCCAUCUUUAAUAGUACCGAGUAAAAAUAGAUGACAUUUCUAGCACAGGUUUAUUAU